GUCAAUGAUGUCGGCAGUCGCCGAGAAAAUUGCCAAGUGGGACAGGCCCGAAACUCCUCCCACAUGGUUGACCUGAGGCCAAUUUGAUCAACAUGGGCAAUUAACAUUGAGCUAUUCAUUCAGCAAGCAUGGAAAAGCAAAGAGUUGCUCUGUCACCAUGUUAAAACUAAUAAUUUACCUUGAAUACAAUUAUUAAAAUACUUUAAAACUUUCCCUGAAGAACAAAUAAGAAUAGCUGUAGAGAAGGACAAAGCAGAGAUAGAGAUGUAUUCUGGUCCACUCAAAGGACAGUCUGUUUGCAUACCUUUUGGGAUUUGCCUUUUGAGACCCUGCUUUCUGGUGGUGAUCAUUGUUGGGCUACAUUUCAUGGCAAAACUUGCACUUCAAGAAAACUUUGUUGCAGCAGUUUCUUCUGCUUAUCUUUAUGGACCUUGGGUUCUGUGAACUUGCCAUGUUCUCCCUCUGCUCUCUCACCUAUUUGCUUCCUCUGGGCUCUGGGCAACUUCUGAUAUCAUUCGACUCCUCAUCAUGUCCAAUGUUGACUUUCACAGAUGGCAAAUCUGGAGCCACUCAAAUCGCACGGCAAAAUGGAAAUAACAUCCAAGCGCAUAGAGAUGCUUUCGUAUGGGAAAGAAAGGUUAAAGCAUCACACCAAAUGUUUUGCAGCAAAGGAGGCAGAUGAUGAAUUAAGUAAGAGUGUACAAGAUGUGGUUGCAUCUUGCACAGGUCGAACUGAAGGCAAGAGUUGCAUUGGUGACAUUGUGGGUGCCAGGUUAAGCACAAUGAACAUAUCUCAUGGUACUGAGCUCUUGUCUCAGAACAUGUCAACUAGACCACACACCAAGAUGAGCGAGAAGCUGCCAAAGACCCCGAACCUGAACAACAACACAAUAUUUCCAGCACCGACUGACGACAGUAGACCCAUCAAGAUGAGCACAUCUGAGGAUGAAGUCUUUCUUUCGAACAAUACUUUGGAGCUUCAAGGUUUGCGCCGCCGUGUCACGGUGAAGGAGCUGAUUGAGGCUGACCUCCUGAACAAAAAUGUUGCAGAGCAGCUUGAUAAAGGAAUAAAGACUGUCUCACAGGUGCAGAUGUCCCUGGGCAAGUACCUGAACCAAGCCAACUCAAUCGCUGGCCUGUACUUGGAAUCUAGCAAGCAAAAAAUCUCUUUCAAUGAAGCAGUGAAGGAAGGGAUAAUUGAAUCAUCCGUAGCCCUUGAAUUUUUGGAAGCUCAGGCAGCAACAGGCUUUCUUGUUGACACCCUGUCCCAUGGAAAGUACUCGGUUCAGGAGGCAGUUGAUAAAGGUCUAGUGGCCACAGAGUUCAAGGAGGCUCUGCUGCAAGCGGAGAAAGCAGUCACAGGUUAUUUGUAUAAUGGGAAGACCUUGUCUGUUUUCCAAGCCAUGGAGAGCAAGCUAGUCACAAGGCAAGUUGGAACACGGCUCCUCGAAGUGCAGAUCGCAACGGGAGGAAUCGUUGACCCCGGGCGCAGUGUUAGGUUGCCACUGGAGACGGCAUGCAAGCAAGGUCACCUGAGCCACGAGGUUGCGCGGACCUUGAACAAGACGCUUGGCAAAGUGAGAGGCUUUGAAAAUCCCAACACCAGGCAAGGUGUGCAUUAUGCAGAGUUGAUGAAGCUGUGUGUGGUGGAUUUAGCAGGGAAUCAUCUGCUCCUCCCUUUUGGAACACGGAAGAUUUCCACCCCAUCCCCUGACACGCCUAGCACCAUUUCAGUGGUAGACACGAACACAAAAUCAGAGAUAACUCUAUAUGAUGCUUUUCUGAAAUAUUACAUUGAGAAACAGAUCUAUCUUGAGCGUUCAGAGGUGCAGUCCCAGUGGAGAGAGACCACUGACAAAUCAGAGGGUGGCACUCGGUACUUUCUAACAGACGUGAACUCUGGAAGGAUGUUCAGCAUCGACGAUGCUUUAACCCAGGGUAAAAUCAGCCAAGUAGACCUCAAUAAAUACCGAGAUGGCCGUAUCACCGUGACCGAGCUGGCUGACAUGUUGACAAGCAGGAGCACUGUGGCCCCAAAUCCCAACAGUCCAAUUGCAGGCAUUUGGGAUCCGAAUGAAUGCCGGAGGAUUUCCGUCCUGAAAGCCAUGCAUCAGAAUUUGUUGGAUCGGCUGACAGCCACCCGGCUGCUUGAAGCGCAGGCGUGUACCGGCGGGAUAAUUAAUCCACCGACCGGGAAGCGAUACUCCAUCUCGGAUGCUUUGCAGUACGAAUUAAUGGACACGGAAAUUGCUGCCAGCAUUCAAAAAUCGCAGCAAGCCUACAGCGGCUUCCAGCAGCCUGGCUCCCAGCUCGCUUUGUCAACCUACGAAGCUCUGCGGAGGAACCUGGUGGGACGUGACUUAGGCCACCGGUUCCUGGAACUGCAGCACCUGACCGGUGGGCUGGUGGAUCCAAACUUGCAGACAAGAAUGCCCUUGGAGGACGCCCGAAGCAAUGGCCUUGUUGAUGACCAGACUGCACGGAGGCUGCAGGAUGAAAAGAUGCACGCCAGGAACUUGGUUUGUCCAAAAACCAAAGAGAAGAUCUCAUACAAAGAAGCUUUGGCCAGAGCUGUAUUUGACUGCCACACGGGAAUGAGAUUCCUGGAGGCAGCAGUGCGAUCUGACACUCUGAAGUAGUGCUUCACCACUUUAUAGCCAAUCCCGCUCCCGGAGGAUUUCCGUCCUGAAAGCCAUCCAUCCCGCUCCCUCGCCCUGUCCUUGCCAUAUUGUUUCUUUGCUUCUACAUUUUUGGGGUAAGGGAAUCUAAAACUAGAUCACAUACAUUUAAGGUGAGAGGGGAAAAAAUCUUUGGGGCGUAUAUGGAAUGUGCUGCCAGAGGAUUUGGUACAGGCAGGUACAAUGACCGCAUUUAAAAGAAACUUAGACUGGGGCAUGAAUAGGAAUGGUUUUGAAGUAUAUGGUUCCAGUGCAGGCUAGUGAGACUACCUGGGUUAAGCAAUUUGGUUAUCAUGGACAAAUUAGGUUGAAGGAUCCAUUUCCAUGCUCUCUCGCUCUUAUGACUAUUUGCACCAUCUCACCCGAUGCUUUGGCUGCUUAGGGCUUAAAUAUUUCAGACACAAAUCUUUAAUGGAAUGUUCAUCACAGUUGUUGCCUUCACCUCCUCCUUCUUCUUCAUUAGGACAUUUCCCAGGGUGUAACUUGGGUUUCAGUGCUUCAUUGAUCCAUUGUCCUUGUCCAUUCUUUGCCACUCUGACCAGGCAAUAAUUGUCAACAGAUGCGAUGACCUGAUAUGAUUAUUACUGAAACAUGAUACUGUUUUCACCAUGAUUUUGUAUCAGUGCUUGAAACUCAGCAGUGUGGACUCUGGCUGUCCGAACUUUUGUUCCGCACUGUUCCUAUCUGUGGUUUCAGAUGUCUUUUCUCAUUCUCCUAUA
Messenger RNA from Amblyraja radiata (thorny skate), 3397 nucleotides. Its product is annotated as plectin-like. Gene Ontology annotation, cellular component: cytoplasm; intercalated disc; intermediate filament. The record is from RefSeq and is a predicted model, not a curated record. The transcript is spliced from 2 exons. Gene Ontology annotation, molecular function: structural molecule activity. Lineage: Eukaryota; Metazoa; Chordata; Chondrichthyes; Rajiformes; Rajidae. Gene Ontology annotation, biological process: skin development; cell-cell adhesion; wound healing. The coding region runs from base 552 to 2639 and encodes 695 amino acids.